This is a messenger RNA of Chironomus riparius, 1824 nucleotides long. The record is from the annotation of a GenBank genome assembly. Lineage: Eukaryota; Metazoa; Arthropoda; Insecta; Diptera; Chironomidae.
CUGAGGAUAAGCAGAAAUAGAGUAAAAAAAUCUUUUUUUAAACAAUAUUUUUCCAAAAUUAAUGAAUUAAUUUUUUUUUAAAGUAUGACUUCUAAAAGUAAUGCUAGAAUGAAGAAGUUCAAGGAAAAACUUGCACUUCCGGGCAACGAGGAGCUUUUAAAUCAAUUUGUGCAGAGAAAACAAGAGGCAGAUCAAAAAUAUCGAGAAAAGAAAAUUGCUGAAAACGGAAUUGAGUUCAGGAAGAAGAGAAACGAACAAUCUAAGGAAUCAAAAGCUAGAAAGGCAUUAAAGGAUCGUAACCUUAAUGAUGUUGUUGGAUCUAAAUAUUCAUCUAAAAAGGGACUGAGUAAAGCUGUAAAAAGAGUAGAACGUAAUCUACCAAAGGAGAGAGAGAAAAAAGUUGAAGUUUUCAAGGUUGUUGCUAAAAAUCUGGAUCUGAAUUUACUGAGCGACAAAACAACAGCAAAAGUCAGCCGGCAGCGACAUUACUUUCAUGGUGUUCCAGAACUCGUUAAAGAAUUCUAUUUGCUCGAUUCUGUAUCCAGACAAUUACCAGGCAAAAGAGAUGUAAUAGCUUUAAACACAAAAAAUGGAACAAAAGAGUAUUUUCAGAAGAGAGUUCUUCUUACAUCUAUUGAGGAUGUUUAUUCUGAGUUCAUUUCCCUUUAUCCUGAACAAAAAAUCUGCAUGGCAAAAUUUUUCAACCUUCGACCUGGAUAUGUUAUGCUUAUGUCCCAAGCUCCUCACAAUGUCUGUUGCUGCAUCUAUUGUGAAAAUUUUCUGUAUCUUUUUACCGCUAUUAAGCCGUUCCUCAUUGAAGAUCCCGGAAAUUCUGAUGGUUUUGUUUCAAAUUUUUUAUGUGGACGUGAAUUUGAUUGUGCUGUUGGAUCUUGUGAAAAAUGCCAUGAUUUUAAUACGACUUUAUCACAACUGUUAUUGCCGUGUUGCAUUGAUGAACCAGUAAAAUGGACUAAAUGGGUAAAUGUUGAUGGCUAUCUUCAAAAGUGUAAUUUACCUGAAAAAAAUGUUAAAGAUAUUUUGAUUGAUUUCGCUGCAUCUUUUGAAAAGUACAAAAUUCAUCGGUAUUUAAUUAUUACACAACAUCAUGUUAUUGAUCAAUUAAAGCGUAGUAACAGUGAGUCUUCUGUUAUUCUUCAUAUGGAUUACUCUGAAAAUUUUUCUGUCACAUCACAGGAUGAAAUCCAAUCUGCUUUUUUCAAGCGAAAGCAAAUAUCAAUUUUUACUGGAGUAGCUUUAGUUGGUACCACUGAUACAAUUUCUUUUGCAAUCGUCAACGAUGAUAUAAAACACCAAAAGGAGCAAGUCUAUCAUUAUAUCAAGUUAAUCGUUAGACAUCUGCGCAGCAUGUAUCCAAAUUUAGAUUCAAUUAAUUUCAUUACAGAUGGAUGUGCUGCACAGUUCAAAAACAAAUACAUACUUUCCAGCUUAGUACAUAUGGAGGCAGAAUUAGGAUUAAAGCCUAAAUGGCACUUUAUGCCCACAUCGCAUGGCAAGAGUGCAGCCGAUGGAAUCGGAGGAAUCCUAAAACGGCAAGUUUCUCAUCGAAUUCUUUCAGGAAUGUUCGAAAUUCAUAAUGCUAAGGAUUUUGUUGCCUGUGCGGACACAUUUGUAAAGAACAUUAAUGUCAUUUAUGCUAGCUUAGAUGAAAUGAAAGAUUUGAGCGACACUUUGAAGAAAAGAUGGGAAAAAAUUAAGAUGAUGCCUUCAACUACGAAGUUACAUUAUUUUCAACCUGUUGGAACUAAAAUACUUGGUGCUGUGUCAUCAAAAAUUGAAGGUGCUAAGCUUUUUACUGUCACAUGA